AUUAAAUAUGAAAUUUGCAAAUCUAGAUUUAGUAUUUUUCCAAAACGUGGAAAUUUAUUUAUCUCCUGAUAAAUUUUAUCUCAAAAUUUAUACCUGUGAUAAGAACCAUAGCAACUUUUGUGCAAUCACUCGCUUUCUCUUUUUUCCAUGGCUGUGAUUUAUUUGUGUCCCGCUCAUAAACAGUUAUUAUGCUCAUGGGAGGGUUAUGCAAGCGAUAUAAAACACCAUUUUGAAAAGGAACAUAGCAAUCUCUUAUCUUAUACCAACUUUGUCGAUAUUGAUCUUGCACUACUGCCAGAGAAUAAGUUGCUCUUUCUCGAUGGUGAAAUAUACUUGAUGCAAAAUAGUAUAAACGAUAAGAGACGACUUGUAAUAAGGUUGCGAUAUCUCGGCUCAAAUGAGGUGGCUUCAAAACUACACUUUAACAUCACAAUCACUGUUAAUCAAAUUUUAUACAAAUACGACCCAUCGCGAUAUUUUUCCUGCAUCACUCCUGGACCAGAUGGGUGGGAAAUAAACCUGCAAAGUCUCGAAACAUUCCAUCAAGAGUUAAACCCAAUCAAAUGUUGUGUGGAAAUUGAAGAAAACAACAACAACAAGCCCAUCGAGAGAAAAUUCUCGGACGUUUCCUUGAAAAUCAACAAUAAAUUCAUCGAGAAGAAUGCAGUUGAUGAAACUGAAGCAAAUCUUCUCGAAGCCAUCAGUCGCAUUGACAAUAAAAUCAGCAUUUUGAGGUCGAAUCGGUCCAGUGACGAUUUCAUGGACAAAAUCAGUCAAUUGAAUUUUUCUAUUUUGGAAGAACCGUUCAAAGAAACUGAAGAUUUGAAGAGUGAUUAUUCGGAGUUGUUACCCAACAUUCCUGAAGAAAUAAACUUGGCUUGUUCUUCGUGCUCACUUGAUAUGUUACCACCGAUUUAUUUGUGUAUAAACGGCCAUAAUGUGUGCAGUUUUUGCAAAAGUAGUCCGUGUAAAAUCUGCUCUGAAGUCGUCACAAUUGAACGAAACAUCGAUUUGGAAAAUAUCAGUCGGACACAUUUACAUCAAUGUCGGUAUUUUUCCGACGGUUGCAGCGAAAGAUUACUCUACAAUGAAGUUCGAGGACACGAAUUCAAAUGCAAAUUUUGCAAAUAUAAAUGUUUUAUUUGUCCCUAUAUGGGACGAUUCGAUCAUUUUCACAACCAUUUGAAAGUCGUUCAUAGCAGUAUUAAAGUUGUGGAAUCGACAAGAUGCAAUUUUCCCAAAAAUACAAACAUGUUUCUACUGAAUAAAUCGAUUGGAAUUUUCUAUUGUCAGUCGGAAACGGAUAAUAAUUGUAUAAUUUGGAGAGCUACUUUUUGUGGGCCUAAAGAAAGACAAUUCUUUUGUGAAAUUACUUUCAAAGGAAGUAAAUAUAAAGAUGCGAUUUUUUUGAAGAGGCAAGGGAAUGUCUACGAAUUUAGGAAAUCGAUUGAUGAGCUCAAGAAAAUGAAAGCCAAAGAGAAAUAUGCCGCGCUAACAAUUAUGACCUAUGAGUGAUCAUUUAUUGUGCCAUUCCUUUGUUACAAAUAAAUCUCUAUUUAUUUCA
Messenger RNA from Tribolium madens (black flour beetle), 1564 nucleotides. RefSeq lists its product as uncharacterized. NCBI's taxonomy places the organism in Eukaryota, Metazoa, Arthropoda, Insecta, Coleoptera, Tenebrionidae. The record is from RefSeq and is a predicted model, not a curated record. The coding region runs from base 148 to 1515 and encodes 455 amino acids. Gene Ontology annotation, molecular function: ubiquitin conjugating enzyme binding; zinc ion binding; ubiquitin protein ligase activity. Gene Ontology annotation, biological process: proteasome-mediated ubiquitin-dependent protein catabolic process; multicellular organism development. Gene Ontology annotation, cellular component: cytoplasm. The transcript has 2 exons.